Molecule: messenger RNA, 342 nt
Organism: Lycium barbarum (goji berry)
Lineage: Eukaryota; Viridiplantae; Streptophyta; Magnoliopsida; Solanales; Solanaceae
Exons: 2
Coding region: 1-342 (113 amino acids)
Source: RefSeq, a predicted model, not a curated record
AUGGCCCCGUUCGAGGCUUUUUAUGAGAGGAGAUGCAGGUCUCUUAUCUGGUGGUUUGAUGCAUCUAAAGUAAGGCCAUGGGGCAUAGAUCUUUUGAGGGAGUCAUUCGAUAAAGUCAAAGUGGUUCAAGAAAAGCUCUUGGCUGCUCAGAGUAGGCAGAAGAAGUACGCAGAUCUAAAGGUCCGAGAUCUUGAGUUCACGUUUGGAGAACAGGAUUCUGUCUUGUUGGAUGAGAAUCAACCUAUUGCUAUUCUGGAUAAAGAGGUUCGUAAGUUGAGGUCGAAGAAAAUCGCGUCAGCGAAGGUUCAGUGGAAGAAACGUCCUGUUGAGGAAGCUACAUGA